AAUGCAUCUGCAUCCAACAAAUGGCAAUAUUUGCGAGCAGAUAUGAAAGAAAACUACCAAUUGACGACACCGAGGCAAUAACUUGCGAAAUAGCAACAGUUGAGGAGGUCGACGGACAUACGGAAUACCUGCUGCGCGUGCAGAGAGGCGAUAGCUCCUGGAACGUUCUACGCCGUUACAAUGACUUCAAUAAGCUGCACAAAAGUCUUCGUAUCUCUGGCAUUGAAUUGCCGCUGCCUGGCAAACGCAUCUUUGGUAACAUGCGUCCGGACUUCAUAGCUGAACGGAAAGAAGCAUUACAAGUUUAUAUAAACACAAUACUAAUGAAUCCCAUUUUGGCAUCAUCGCUGCCAGCCAAGCGCUUCGUUGAUCCCGAAAGCUACUCGCAAUCAUUCCAUGACCAUGCAGUGCAACAUGCUUUGCUCUGUUUGCGCAACGACACGGUGUGGACGCUGGGCGCCACCAUGGGCGCGAUAGGUUGGCGGCUACGCAAGCAUUACUUUAAGGCGACCACCAAGCCGCCAGAGAAGAGCAGCAACAAGUUGGUCAAGAGCGGCUCACAGAACCAACAGAGCAAGCAUUUCGCAGCCGGCAGCAAUGGCGGUGCUCACUCAGUAUCGAUUGAUGCGGGCACAGUGGAUCCGAAUGCGGAAAUGGUGGCCGAAUGGCUUGAAUACGGACCUGACAAGUACGUCGAUGAUAAGGAAAUGAAUGGCGUGCUGAAAAGCCUCAUGGGCCUGCAGCAUCCGCACAUUGAGUCCAUAGUGCUGGCAGCGAACACCGAAAACGGCUGCUUGAUCAUCAGAAAAUUCCAUAAGCAUGGCACACUCAAGGAUGUGCUCUGCAUGGCAACGCCAAAGAAUCCAUUUUUAAGCAAGUACGGCAAUCCCAAAGGACGUACAGCUCUGUCCAUGAAGCAAGUGGCGACCUAUGGCAAGCAAAUUUUAGAAACUCUUAUAUUCUUGCACUCGAAAGGCUAUGCUUAUGGUCACCUACAUUCGGGAAAUAUUGUCAUUGUGGAUGACUGUGUCAAGCUGUUGGACGUUGAGAACUAUUUGGUGGGUGUGCCGGCGUUUUAUCGACCAUUUUUCGUGCAGCACAGCAAGAUACACACAAUUGAGACAGUUGACGUUUACUGUUUCGGUCAUGUGCUGUUCGAAAUGGCCAUGGGCUAUCCGCUGCAGGAGUCGGUCGUGCGACAAAUAACAGAAUGCCCCGAAGCGUUAAAAUCUCUAUUGGAGAGCAUACUAUCGAAGGAAGCAUGCAAGGCAGGCCUGCCCACACUGGAGCAACUGCUUGGCCACAGAUUCUUUACGCAAUAUGCAACUGACAGUGGAACCACAGCCGAAAAGCCAUACUUCAAGUUGUCCCUGAACGCAAAGGAAUUGCUUAGGCAGGCGGCCGUUAAGUGCGAGAAUCGUUUGCGUGACGAGCAAAAGUCGGUUAAGAACCAAAAGCGUAUUGUACGCGUACAGGAGCUGAUGAGCUCCGAGGAGGAGAAGCGCAAAUCAAAGCAGAAAGCUAAGUUAGAGCACAAACAAUCGAAGCUUAAGCAACAGGGUUCGCUCCAAGCAAGCAAUGGACGCUUGUCGCUGGCGGCCGUGACAGCUGCAUCGACCAGCACAGUUACCGCCGGCGGCGGGCUAAGUACGGCAGACUCUUUCAACCGCUCCGACAGCACCCCAGAAGAGCCCCAUCUAGCUGGUAUUAAAUCAAUCAUGCCAGCUGCGCAGCAGUCGCACCAGGUGCUGCCAGCGAGCAGCGCUCCCGUGGAGAGGCAGACAUCGACUCCGAACAUUGCAACAGAGGACGUUGACGCUGGCGAGGAUGAGCCCACGCGCUCAGCAUUGCUUGAGUCAAUUUGCAAAUUCAAUCGAGGCUCGCUGCGCAAGGUGCGCUCAAAUGAUUAGGCGACGCGCAAAGAAUUUUACAUAUUUACAUUUUGGACCAAAUGUGGCGUUAUGAAAUAACGGUUCCAUCAAAUUAAAAGGCAAAACAAAGAACAAAUCAAUGGAGAAUAACCAAAAACAAGAAAACAAAUAGAUACAUUUUUAGAUACAUAUAACAAUACAUAUUGGUAAACUAA
Messenger RNA from Drosophila virilis, 2086 nucleotides. RefSeq names its product PX domain-containing protein kinase-like protein. Gene Ontology annotation, molecular function: phosphatidylinositol binding; ATP binding; protein kinase activity. Gene Ontology annotation, cellular component: early endosome; extrinsic component of endosome membrane; plasma membrane. Gene Ontology annotation, biological process: endosome to lysosome transport; early endosome to late endosome transport; protein phosphorylation. Lineage: Eukaryota; Metazoa; Arthropoda; Insecta; Diptera; Drosophilidae. The record is from RefSeq and is a predicted model, not a curated record.